GACUUAGCCCUCCACAGCAUAAUUGCCAGCCGAUAUACGCAUUGCAAUUGACGACUCAACAAUCACCACUCUGCCAUUGACCGCUGGGCCACUCUCAUACGUCCAGUAGUCAUAUCCGAUUUCCCCAUGGGGAAGUUCGAGGAUAUCUGGGUCUUGCUGUUGCCCGAAGCCGAGGAACUACGCAGACAAGCGUUGACACCACAGGAGAUAUGUACCAGACUGGCGGUAGUGGGCUUCGGGAACAAGGAUAAGUACAACACGGUAAAGGGGUGGUAUAAAAGGAAGUUCAAAGACUGGCCCGAAGAUAAUGACGAAGUCCAGUCUAUGGGAAGCAGGCGUAGAUAUAGCGAUAUACCACCGCCUCUAGAAGCCUACCACCUUUGGCAAAUGCGUUCUCGAUACCCACAAUCCUCUCAAACAUACUCUCAUAAUAGUCAAAAUAUCCUUGAGGAACAGCAGGCGGAUGCUACAUCGCAGCCAACAGAUAAUCUUCCACCACGAGGGACUGGAAUAUCGCUGGAAUGGACACAAAAUGCACCUACGUAUGGAUUACCAGAAGAAUUGGUCCUCUACGAGUCUCAGGCAGCUUCUCGACGUCCAUCCCGACAAGAGCUUGAAAACAAUCAAAUGAACAAUUCCCAUCCCGGGACCUUUUCCAAUCAAUCUUUCCAACCUCAUCAACCAUGGGAGACGCAAUAUGAGUCAACUUAUGGCAGCAUCGCGCAGCCGUCAUUUGAGAAUGAUUCAUCACAGCACAGAGAUGAUCUCAGAUCUAGUCGAGUCGUGUACCCUCCUCAAAAAUUCCUAGAAAGGCGAGAUGAAACAACGCAACAGUAUGCCAGAGAAAGUCGUUCACACCAAGAGGGAAUUUCCUUCCAACAAGUGAUAUAUACCGACCUCGAUCAAAGUGUCAAUGGCUUUAGUACCAAUUUCCCAAUUUGUGACACCCAAUGGUCGCCAGGACCAGGAGAUUUCGAAAAUCUAUUGAGCACGGAUUCGGAUGCGGACAUUGUUCAACACGACGAUACCACGGUUCUAAUGCGAGCUUCAGCAACGUCGUGCGAAUCCAUGACAUCUGGUUCUUACGUGCCCCAUACUCCACCAAUGCCCAGUGUACCACCGACUUCAGGGUCUGUUCUUCGGCCAUCCGAUAUCAGCCUGCGCAAGGAUGAGGUCGACCAUAGCAUAGAUCAGCAACACGAGCCAAACCGAAUGUCGACGAAACACCACCGCAUCAGCUCAACGUUUUCCGACCCCACGAUGCCUCCUCAGUAUUCGCUACCUCCAGAUCCCCCACGUGUUCCUGCUGUUGUACGCAGAAGAGCAGACCAAACGGUCCCAACGCCCUGGAAGCCUGUAUACGUGGAAGAUAGCAAGAUAGUUGCCGUGGAUCCUCAAGAGUUUCCAACAGCUCACCCACGAAAACUUGUCAAGAGACAGCUACGUGACUCAAUCGGCAUUUAUCACGACCAACGUGAAACACCGAGUAUUGCGCCAACAUCAACCACGGAUCUUUCUGGCACGGCUCCCGAUACAUCCCGGAAACCUUUACGUGACCAACCCGUCAAUCCCUCGAAUGCUUCAAUACGUUCCAGUAUCCGUGACUCGGGAUACAUAAGCAGUGUUGAGUCGGUCUGGAUGGAGUCGAUGCGGAAUUCAUUCAGCAGUCUACAACUAGAGGAUCCCAAAUUCAAAACAACGUUCAGCGAAGAUGAUGACGGAUAUGUGCACUUCAAGUUCAAAGCAAAAUGUAGCGUCAGGAAAAGUUACAUUGCGAGAUUAGAGGAGAAUCAGGGCCAGGUUAACAUCUAGACUUUCUUGCAUCCCAGGUAUUCCAUCUCUCACGAAAGCAUACCCAUGAGUACGAUGGUGGUCAACGCGGAACGAAAUCAACGGCGCUUACGCCAGGCGGAUUAUUUACGGCGAAAUGGUGGCAUUCAUGGUUUUGAGCGAUACAUCAUCUUCGUU
Messenger RNA from Mollisia scopiformis, 1968 nucleotides. RefSeq lists its product as uncharacterized. NCBI's taxonomy places the organism in Eukaryota, Fungi, Ascomycota, Leotiomycetes, Helotiales, Mollisiaceae. The record is from RefSeq and is a predicted model, not a curated record. The transcript has 2 exons. Bases 127 to 1812 code for a protein of 561 amino acids.